Molecule: messenger RNA, 1050 nt
Organism: Phialemonium atrogriseum
Lineage: Eukaryota; Fungi; Ascomycota; Sordariomycetes; Cephalothecales; Cephalothecaceae
Product: putative dihydroorotate oxidase
Exons: 1
Coding region: 1-1050 (349 amino acids)
Biological process (GO): pyrimidine nucleotide biosynthetic process; 'de novo' pyrimidine nucleobase biosynthetic process
Cellular component (GO): cytoplasm
Molecular function (GO): dihydroorotate dehydrogenase activity
Source: RefSeq, a predicted model, not a curated record
AUGGCGCAAUCUCAACCCCCAGUCCUCGAUCUGCAGCCCCCACUCCUGAACUCGGCCAACCCUUGGGCAACUACGUUAGAGGACUUACGAGCCUUGUAUUAUUGUACUUCAACUGGCGCCGUCACAACGAGGACCUCGCUCAUCCAAGGCUUCGCCCAUGAUUCCGCCAUACACCAGCACCUUUUCUUCACCACUGGACACCACAGCGUUGCCAGAGACCGUGACCUUCUCAGUGGACCGGAGAACGCAAGCCUAAACACGCUGGGGUACAGUCCCAUCUCCCUGGAUGGCUACCUGGGAUUUAUUAGGACGAUAGCCAGCUCGCAAUCCCCAGCCCCUCCCCCAGGCAAAUACUUCAUCAUCUCUGUCACCGGCAGCCCAGAAGAAGUAGCCGAGUGCUACAAGGUCAUCGCCUCCGCUAAGCGCGACAUCCCCACCCCCCUCGCAGUGGAGAUCAACCUCAGUUGCCCUAACAUCCCGGGCGCCCCGCCGCCGGCUUACUCGGGGAUGGCCCUGGCAAAGUAUCUUACCGUCCUGAGCAGCCUGAUCGCCUCCAACCCCGACCUCCCCCGCCUGCCCUUCGGGCUCAAGACGCCCCCGUACACGCACGCCGCCGAGUAUCAGACCCUCAUCGACGCCCUGCUGGACUCAACCGCCGGCGGUGCGGAGGGCACCAGCCCCCUGAGCUUCAUCACGGCGACCAACACGCUCGGCUCGUGCCUCGUCCUCAGCUCCGGUGAUGGUGGUGGCGACGAUCCGGCCUCGCCGACGCCCUCACUCCCUGGUGCCGGCAUCGGCGGCAUGGCCGGGGCGCCGCUCCAUCCGCUGGCCCUGGGGAACGUGGCGACGAUCAGGCGCAUGCUGGACGAGCACCCCGGGGCGCUGGGCCACGUGCGGGUCGUCGGCGUCGGCGGGGUGCUCGAUGCCGGCGGCUACCGGCGGAUGAGGGCAGCUGGGGCGGCGGCGGUCGGUGUUGGGACGGGACUGGGACUGAGGGGUGUUGGUAUCUUUAGGGAGAUCGAAAGAGGGUUGGGAGGCAAGUGGAAGUAG